UUUUGAAUUUUUAGUGAGAUAGAGAGAGAGAGAUUGGUGUCGUUUGUAUCUUCACUUUGACUUGAGCGCGCUACCUUUGCAAUCUUGUAUUCAACUACUCAGAUUAUAAUAAUCUUCUUCUUCUUCUUCAUCUUCUUCAGUUGUAAAGUUAGAAACAGAUAAAGCUAACACUUUCUCCCUUAUUGCUCAAGAUCUCUCAGUUCAGCUACUCUACACAACACUAAUUAAGCCAAUCUUGUAAUCGAAGCCAAAGAUGACAAAAGCAAUCCAAUCGAUCCCUUACGAAAGGAUUUUCUUCUGCCUUUUUGGGUAUGUUUUGUUGCGUGAACGGGCGGUGGUUGGAGAUCCUAGAUCCCAUACGAUCCAAGUUAUGUGUGGACGCCAACUGGAGCACAACGCAACUAUCUUCGUGCCAAAUUUUGUUGCCACAAUGGAAAACAUCAGUGAACAGAUGCGUGUGUCCGGCUUUGGAGUAGCAGUUUCAGGCUCUGGACCUGACAUUAACUAUGGCCUUGCCCAAUGCUAUGGGGACCUGUCUUUACUUGACUGUGUACUAUGCUAUGCCGAGGCACGUACGAUUCUUCCACAAUGCUAUCCUUAUAAUGGGGGUCGCAUUUACCUUGAUGGUUGCUUCAUGCGAGCUGAGAAUUAUAGUUUCUAUGAAGAAUAUCUAGGACCUGGAGAUAAGGCUGCUUGUGGAAAUACAACGCGUAAGAAUUCAACAUUUGCGGAAUCGACAAGGCAGGCUGUCUCACAAGCAGUCACUAGCGCAUCAAAUAAUCAAGGUUAUGCACGGGUACAGCUCCCAGUUCCGGGCACAAACGAGUCAGCUUAUGUGUUAGCUAAUUGCUGGAAGACAUUAAAUGCAAGCUCUUGCAGGGAAUGCUUGGAGAAUGCCACUGCAUCUAUAUUGGGAUGUUUGCCCUGGUCGGAGGGCAGAGCACUAUAUACUGGGUGUUUCAUGAGGUACUCGGAUAUAGAUUUUCUCAACGAAGAACUUGGGAAUGGAGGUUCCAGAGGGAGCAUUGUAAUAAUAGUUGUUUCAGUUAUCAGCUCUCUGGUGGUUUUAGGACUUGGAGUAUCUAUAGGAGUUUAUGUAUGGAAACGCAGAUAUAUAAUGAAGAAAAGAAGAGGUUGUAAUGAGGCUCGAAAGUUGGCCAGAACCCUCAAUGACAGUAGCUUGAACUUCAAGUACUCGACACUAGAGAAGGCCACUGGGUCUUUUGACGACACCAACAAGCUUGGACAAGGAGGAUUUGGAUCUGUUUACAAGGGAGCUUUACCUGAUGGAAGGGAGAUUGCAGUGAAGAGGCUUUUCUUUAACAACAGACAUAGAGCUGCGGAUUUCUACAAUGAAGUAAACAUGAUAAGUAGUGUGGAACACAAAAAUCUGGUCAGGUUGUUGGGGUGCAGUUGUUCUGGACCUGAAAGCCUUCUCGUCUAUGAAUUCCUGCCUAACAGGAGUCUCGAUCGUUUCAUCUUCGAUCAGAACAAAGGCAAGGAGCUGACCUGGGAGAAGAGAUAUGAGAUAAUUACUGGCACUGCAGAAGGUUUAGCCUACCUUCAUAUGAACUCCAGUAUCAGAAUCAUUCACAGAGAUAUAAAGGCCAGCAAUAUCUUGUUAGAUUCAAGGCUUCGCGCUAAAAUUGCUGAUUUUGGGUUAGCCAGGUCUUUCCAAGACGAUAAGAGUCACAUCAGCACAGCCAUUGCAGGAACAUUAGGUUACAUGGCUCCGGAAUACCUAGCCCAUGGUCAGUUAACAGAAAAGGUAGAUGUCUACGGCUUUGGGGUGCUUUUGUUGGAGAUUGUUACAGGAAGGCAGAAUAAUAGGAGCAAAAACUCAGAAUACACGGAGAGUCUAGUCAUACUAACGUGGAAAAAAUUCCACGCAGGAACUGUGGAGGAGCUUUAUGACCCAAAUCUGAUGCUGCACAACCACCAUGAUAACAAUGUUAAGAAUGAUGUUAAGAGAGCAGUGCAUGUGGGCCUUCUGUGCACCCAAGAAAUCCCAUCACUUCGACCAACAAUGUCAAAGGCUCUACAAAUGCUAACAACUGAGGAACAUCUCCCUCGGCCCUCUAAUCCCCCUUUCAUAGACGAAAUGACCAUGGAACUCAAUGACACAUGCGAGGACCCAUGUUACCCCCUUAAUUCUGCUACUUCGGCAUCAAUUGCCACCGUUGAAAAUAGUUCCUUCCACCCAAGAUAACCUCAAGACGGAUGAAGGGUAGAUUUUACAAAGGAACGGUGCACCAUACUGCUUCUAUUUAUUGAAAUUGGCCAAACAUCUGUGGCCACAGUUCCACUAAUUCAAGCACCGUGUCAGAAGCAUUUGCAAAAAGAAUAUGAUGAUGGGCAUAUGAGAAGUUGUCAAUAAAUUAUACAGUUGUAAAGAUGAGAUUGAGUGCAGUAAUGCCAAUUCCUAUAUUCAUCGUGGAGUUGGACAAGAGUGCAUGACAAUGUAAAGUUUUACUGACUGAUUUAUAAAAUUUUGUAGGUUUAAAUAAACAAAUCUAGCUCGAGGAAAACUAGAAUUACAAGUUUUAAGAUCUUUUUGAAAAUAAAAAUCAUGUAAGAAUACAAACUUCU
This is a messenger RNA of Populus euphratica (Euphrates poplar), 2589 nucleotides long. It is a transcript of the gene CRK2, whose product is annotated as cysteine-rich RLK (RECEPTOR-like protein kinase) 2. The coding region runs from base 254 to 2209 and encodes 651 amino acids. Lineage: Eukaryota; Viridiplantae; Streptophyta; Magnoliopsida; Malpighiales; Salicaceae. The transcript has 8 exons. Gene Ontology annotation, molecular function: ATP binding; protein kinase activity. The record is from RefSeq and is a predicted model, not a curated record. Gene Ontology annotation, biological process: protein phosphorylation.